Drosophila hydei is the source of this 478-nucleotide messenger RNA. RefSeq names its product enhancer of yellow 2b transcription factor-like. Gene Ontology annotation, molecular function: chromatin binding; transcription coactivator activity. NCBI's taxonomy places the organism in Eukaryota, Metazoa, Arthropoda, Insecta, Diptera, Drosophilidae. The record is from RefSeq and is a predicted model, not a curated record. Bases 50 to 367 code for a protein of 105 amino acids. The transcript has 2 exons. Gene Ontology annotation, biological process: regulation of transcription by RNA polymerase II; positive regulation of DNA-templated transcription; poly(A)+ mRNA export from nucleus. Gene Ontology annotation, cellular component: DUBm complex; nuclear pore; SAGA complex.
UGCUUCUGCAACCCAGAAGGCAUAGAAAAUCGAAUCACUACAAUACAUCAUGAAUAACGUGACAGAGUUAGUUAGCAGCAAAGAUUCUGAUGUCAAUUGCGACAGUGGCAGUAUCUCUAUCCUAAGCAGCGGGGAUUUGGAUUCUUUACGGAGUCUAAUGCAUCAACUGCUUCGAGACUGCGGCUGGCAGGAUGACAUUCGCAAAAAGAUACACAACAUUCUGGAUACGCGAGGAGUGAAUCAAGUUAGUGAAGGAGAUGUCAUCGCCGAGAUCAUACCCUUGGCAAGUAAAUUGGUACCCAAGGAAGUGCGAUGUGAGCUGGAAAAACGAGUGCGUGAUAUCUUGCUGUUGAAUUUGGAUAUUUAGAAAUAGUUGUAUAAUACAUACAGUGGUUCACAGCUAAUUUCAACCAGCACCUUAAAAAAAGUUUGUUGGGCUAUAAAAUCUAAACUAUUGGGGAUAUCCCGAAAAUUUAAA